AGGUAAACUUUAGUUCGUGAAGAUGGGUCUGUUAGAUGCCUUCAACUAUUUGGAGAUUUAUUGGGGAUUCCUGGCAAUCGUCAGUGCCGUGGGAUUUCUGUCAGGCAGAGAAGGUUCCAUCAAGAAAAAUAUGAAUGAAAAGGAAUCAUUUUUUCAUAUUGAAAGCAGGUUCACUCUGUACUAUAUUGUGUCUCUACCAUUUGUUUUGUGGACUCUUUACAAUGGUAUAUGCGCACAUUGCCUUGGAUGGGGAGCUAGUGAAAGACUCUCAUCCUUAGUAAAUACACUUUCUACACCACACAAGCCUUCCACAGAUCACCUCUCAGUGGUGCUAUGUCUAGGGCUGUUCGCCUUCCAGUUAGCAAGACGUCUUCACGAGACCUGGAAUAUCAGUAUAUUCUCUAAGACAUAUGUCCCCUUCUACUAUAAACUCAUGGUAUGGGUGGGACUUUUGUCCUCUGCUCUGUGUAUCAUUGCUGAAGGCCCAAGAUUUGGCACCGAAGGAAGUUGUUUCUCCCUAAGUGGACUACUAAGAUGGAACUUUGCCGCAGGCCUCUUUCUCUUUGCAUGGGGAACACAAUUACAUCAUAACACACAGCAACAAUUAGCUAGGCUCAGAAAAAAUAAAGCAGGUCAUAUUGUAACAACUGCCUACAAGAUGCCCAAGAAUGGAUGGUUUGAUAGUAUAUCGAGUCCUCAUUACCUAGCAGAGAUCGUUAUUUAUAUCGGCAUUUGGUUGGUGCUCGGAUUCCCAACAUUCGGUGCGUUCACCUAUUAUGUGAUUUAUGUCACAUUUAGAGAACUCAGCAAGGCACGUACAACUCAUCUUUGGUACCAGCAGAAGUUUGAUGACUACCCUAAGGACCGUUAUGCAGCCAUUCCUUUCCUUAUGUAAAAUGAAAGUUUGUUAGAGGUGGGUCGGGUCAACCGUAGCUUGGGUAAGUGUAGGAAUUGCAGGAAUUGCCUCCCGAGGCUAGGUUGAGUGAAAAGAUUACCCUCGUUCAAGUUCAGAAUGGGACCGUGGAUUCAAUUAUAAAGAAAAAGGACCUUUGGUCAUUUGAAAUCAAUUUACACUAUAAGUAUAGUAACACAAUGUCAUCCAAAGAAUCUAGGCCUAACCCAGCCCAAAGCAACCACACCUGACCUACCUCUAUGCAAUAUAUUAGAGGCCAUGCUUUUAAAUAGGAAAAUUAUGGAAUGAUUGAGAAAUAAAUGGAGUUGAAGUUAUAUGUACUAAAUCAGAAAGCAAUGCCAGAAAAUCUGGUGGUUCAUUAGAAAAAAUGGAAAAGAAUAUGUCAUAUUCACCCAUCAUUCAUUUUAGCUUUAACUGCAAUAUGGUGUUACUGUUUAUCACUCUUAACCUUUCUUUAUUCUGUUCAUUUUUACCGAAGGUUGUCUAGCUUCAAAUAUCAUCAUUUGUUUACACAAGCAAGGUCAUUUCUUGAAAAUAAGUAUAGGAUGGUUUAUAUCAUUAUUUUGACAUUAUUAUGAAUAAGUUGAAUCAAACAAAAUCACUGGUGCAUUAAACUGCUGAGGCUAUUAAUACAAUAUCUGGUAUAUAUUUGGAGAUCUACUAUGCCUCUGAGAUGUUCUUUUGAAAAUGUUACUCAUGAAAUUAGAUGUUAGAUUUACAAAAUGAACCUGUGCAAACUGUGAUGGCUCCCACAUACAUGUAUUCAAUAA
Owenia fusiformis is the source of this 1683-nucleotide messenger RNA. NCBI's taxonomy places the organism in Eukaryota, Metazoa, Annelida, Polychaeta, Sabellida, Oweniidae. The record is from the annotation of a GenBank genome assembly.